AUGAAGCAAUCGAUUGCAUUGUUAUUCCUUGUAGUUUGUCUGUCCAGGACAUUGGCGGAUCCUCGCUACUACGACAACUAUACUGUUUACAGGGUCUACAUCAAAAACUCCCAUCAGCAAAAGAUAAUUGAUCAAUUACUAGAACAACCUGAUAAUUACAACUUGUGGCAUCGAACUGUCAGAGAAGUACAUUUAAUGGUAAAUCCCAGAGUUCAAAGUGAAUUUCGCAAAAUAAUGCUGAAAAAUCAUAUAAAAACUGAAGUAUUGAUUCCAAAUGUUCAAGCCCUUAUAGAAAAUCAAACAGGAUAUCGAAGGAUAUGA
This is a messenger RNA of Drosophila bipectinata, 321 nucleotides long. RefSeq lists its product as uncharacterized. The record is from RefSeq and is a predicted model, not a curated record. NCBI's taxonomy places the organism in Eukaryota, Metazoa, Arthropoda, Insecta, Diptera, Drosophilidae.